AUGAGUGCAUCUUCUACAAAUACAGCGAGUGCUACGUCUAACCUGGUCGCUAUUGCGUCGCCAGAGAUGUUCACAAGCCUUAUGCAGCAGGACCUGAAUCGAGUCACGCUGCUCAACUUCUGGGCCUCAUGGGCACAGCCAUGCGAGCCUAUGACCAAGGCUAUUACAGAAUUGGCACCCAAGUACCCACAUGUCCUCUUCAUGAACGUUGAGGCAGAGGAGCAGCCAGAUGUGUCAGAGUCCUUCGAUGUCGACGCUGUGCCGACCAUCGUCAUGCUCCGUGGUCAUACCCUCCUAGCCAAGCUGACAGGCGGGAAUGUACUGGCUGUCGAGCAAGCUCUAGCGUCGCAUGCCAGCACUGCCAGCGCUGCGAACACGCGUGGCUUGGCGCAAUCGACGGCUGCGCCUCAGGCGGCGCCAUCGACGUACACCGCAGCCGCUGGCGGUGCGGCUGCUCCUGCCUCGCAGGUGGACGAGACUUUUGCUGACCCCGCUAAGCCACAUGCGCUCCCGCCUACGGUCCACACGGACAACGAAUCGAAGGAAGAAACGGAGCGUCGCUGCCGCGAAUUGAUGUCGCGAUCCAAGGUCAUGCUGUUCAUGAAGGGCCAGCCCUCGAUGCCACGCUGCGGCUUUAGCCAGAAGAUUGUGUCGCUUCUCCGCGAGCAAAAUGUGGACUUUGACUACUACGACAUUCUCUCGGAUGAGAAUGUGCGUCAAACACUUAAAGUGCUGAAUGACUGGCCGACCUUCCCUCAAGUUAUUGUAAACGGAGAGCUUGUGGGCGGUCUUGAUAUUGUAAAGGAAAUGAUCGCCUCUGGCGAAUUGCAAGAAGUGUUGCAAGCCUCCUCCUAA
Molecule: messenger RNA, 855 nt
Organism: Malassezia pachydermatis
Lineage: Eukaryota; Fungi; Basidiomycota; Malasseziomycetes; Malasseziales; Malasseziaceae
Product: glutaredoxin
Exons: 2
Coding region: 1-855 (284 amino acids)
Molecular function (GO): 2 iron, 2 sulfur cluster binding
Source: RefSeq, a predicted model, not a curated record